Messenger RNA from Drosophila albomicans, 444 nucleotides. Its product is annotated as mitochondrial translation release factor in rescue. Gene Ontology annotation, cellular component: mitochondrion. Gene Ontology annotation, biological process: translational termination. The record is from RefSeq and is a predicted model, not a curated record. The transcript has a single exon. Bases 1 to 444 code for a protein of 147 amino acids. Gene Ontology annotation, molecular function: translation release factor activity. Lineage: Eukaryota; Metazoa; Arthropoda; Insecta; Diptera; Drosophilidae.
AUGCUUAUGCUACGAACCUUGGCUCGCCCGCUCUCCAGCAAUCUUUGCCGGCUGGCGUCCACGGCUCACUUGGACUACUCGCGUUAUCCCACGUUGCAGGAGUCAGACAUAGAGGAAAAUCUAAUGCGUGGUAGUGGACCAGGUGGUCAAGCCGUAAAUAAGACCAACAACUGUGUAUUUCUGCGACAUUUGCCAACGGGAAUAACGGUCAAGUGUCAUCUGCAUCGACUGGCGUCAAAGAAUCGAAUUGAGGCUCGCAAAAUACUUCUCGACAAGCUGGAUGUUCACCUCAACGGAGAUCAUUCAAUUGCAGCACAGAUGAAGCAACUUGAUCAGAAAAAGUCCACAGAACGUAAGCGACGACAAGGCAAACUGCAGGAGAUGAAAAAGAACUGGCAAAGUCGGGAAAGAACCGAAGAUGAAGACGCCACAAUUAAGAACUGA